Messenger RNA from Blepharisma stoltei, 834 nucleotides. Lineage: Eukaryota; Ciliophora; Heterotrichea; Heterotrichida; Blepharismidae. The record is from the annotation of a GenBank genome assembly.
AUGAGCCGCAAAAAAAUCAAGACUGAAGAGUCAAGCGAUGACGACUUCGAAGCUUUCGCAACUCCUCAACCUAAGCGCAGACAUGGUAGAUCCGCCAGAGAAAUCAAAACUGAAGAAACUUUUAAAGUUGGGAGAUGUGAUAACUCACUUGGGGUUUUAACAAAAAAGUUCAUUACACUGCUUAAACAAUCUGAGAACCAAUGCAUAGAUUUGAAUGAUGCAGUAAAAGACCUUAAAGUUCAAAAACGAAGAAUUUAUGAUAUUACAAAUGUAUUAGAAGGAAUUGGAUUAGUUCAAAAAAGACAUAAAAAUAAAAUUCAGUGGGUAGGAGGAAAUUUAAUUACUGAUCAGAAUCAAGAAAUCGAAUUUAACAUGCAAGACUCAUACACAGUUUCUGUUGAAGAGCAAAAGCUUGAUUAUUGGAUUAAUCAAAUCCAAGAUAAUUUAAAUCAGCUGAAUAAAGACCCAAGCUAUAAUGAAUAUGCAUACGUUACGCAUGAUGACAUAAAAAAUUUACCAAAAUUAAUGAAUGCAAGCCAAGAAACGAUUUUAGCAAUCAAAGUCCCAGCAGGGACCGCGCUAGAAGUCCCUGACCCUAAUUCGCUUCCUAUGGAAGAAAAAGAAAGACAUCAGAUUUAUUUACAUUCAAAUAAUGGGGAAAUUUCGAUACAAGUGAUUUCUAACGAAAGAUAUGAAAAAAUUAAUAAAGAAGAAGACUUAAGCUGCAAUGAAGCUUCGAAUGAGCUUUAUUCGUCAAGCCAAGAUGAAUAUUUAAAUAGUCAAAUCUCUGCCAAAUCAAAGACUGAGUGUUUAUCUGACUUCUGGUCUUCUUAG